This is a messenger RNA of Acaulospora colombiana, 899 nucleotides long. Lineage: Eukaryota; Fungi; Glomeromycota; Glomeromycetes; Diversisporales; Acaulosporaceae. The record is from the annotation of a GenBank genome assembly.
GAAAACUAUCUUAAACAGACGCCUGCGAGGACAGUCGGUUUGCAGGGUCCAGAUCAAGAGAUCAAGACCUUGGAAUUAAUGCAGAAAGCUUCAGAAUCGAUAUCUGAUGCAGAUAUGGUCGAUGUUCUCCUGAGAGGGGCUGAACAGCAUUGGUCUCUUAUGCCAUUGCAUGCAUGUCUCUCCCUUGUUCGGCCUGCCUCUUUCAUGUAUGGCCAAGCAUCUAAUCCCGGCUGGGGGAAUAGCGCAUCCUUUCCUCAAUGGCUCGGUCAAAAUUCUAAACAGAAUAAGCUACAGAGGACCUUAGGGGAUAUCCAGGCUAAAAUGCGCAUGAAGGUAUCUGGCGACAAGACCGAGAUACGAAGACAAUAUAUCCCUGCGUUAGCCCCGCAACUGGUUGAUCCCUUGGGACAGGGCAAGGUCUUUACUCAAUCUCACUUUAAAGUUGAAAGGAAUAACUCUUCUUUUAAGGACAAUAUUCAAAAUGUUAUCGACAUAAUGGAUGCAUAUUACCUGAGUCGGGAAGACUGGGACACCAUCGUUGAAUUAGGGGUUGGCGACCGGAGCGAAACGAGCGUUCUCAAGGGUAUCCCAACUGCCACCAAGACUGCAUUCACCAGGACGCAGCUCACGCAUCAGAAAAGCUAUAAUGGUGCCGACCACCCAAUUGCAUUCCAUAAAGGCACCGAUCUUGGAGCUCCAAUCAAGAAGAUCGCAGCAAAAGAUGUUCCGGACGUGGAAGAAGCGUUCGACAUCGACGACGAAGUACCCGAGGAUGAGGAAGAUGUCAAACCCAAGGCCAAGGAUACUGGAAUUAAUGAUAAACUGGUGAAGGAAGGGAAGGCUAAAGCCACCAAGGACACGAAGGGGAAGUCCACAAGUAAAGAAGCGAAGAAAGUGAA